Molecule: messenger RNA, 1094 nt
Organism: Lasiosphaeria miniovina
Lineage: Eukaryota; Fungi; Ascomycota; Sordariomycetes; Sordariales; Lasiosphaeriaceae
Exons: 6
Coding region: 161-961 (266 amino acids)
Molecular function (GO): calcium ion binding
Source: RefSeq, a predicted model, not a curated record
AGAUGUGCGUGUGCGGCUGAGUCGGUUGCAGUGACUGUUGGGGGUAGAAGCCGCUGGGACCAAUCCGAUUACAGGAAAGGAACACUAGACAGAGAAAGAAGAACGACAAGAACAGUCGAUCCGUGCCGAGUCGCCCUCCUGACGGGCUCUUUUUGCAAAUAUGGCCUACAACAGAGGCUACAACCCGGACGAGCUGCCUCGAUUCGCGGAACCAGAGCAAAAAGACAAGCCUGCGCCAUCUCCCUCUUUGCGCUACGAGAACAAGCCACCCCCACCGCGCCCAUCUGAGCAGCGACCUCCUCCCACCGACCGCUACCGAUCCGAGCGACUAUCCCCGAGACCCCAGGAGCGCUACCAAAUGACCAACCCAUCUCCUACUAGCGGAGGCCAGCCUUCGCCGAUAACAGUAUCGCGGCCCCCGCCCAGCCCUGCCCCUCGCGACACGGGCGCCGACCCGACUCUGCUGCCGCUGUUUAGAGCCGUGGAUAAGGAUGGCACGGGUCAGCUGUCGGAGAAGGAGCUUUCGGCGGCGCUCGUCAAUGGCGACUGGACCCCGUUCGACCCGCAGACGGUGCGCAUGAUGAUCCGCAUGUUCGACAGCGACCGGAGCGGCACCAUCGGCUUCGAGGAAUUCUGCGGCCUGUGGUCGUUCCUGGCCUCGUGGCGCACGCUAUUUGACCGGUUCGACAACGACGGCAACGGCACCAUCAGCCUGGACGAGUUCAAGGCCGCCCUCAUUGCCUUCCGCUACCGCCUCACCGACAGCUUCAUCGCCGUCCUCUUUAAGACUUACGACAAGCGCGGCAUGGGCGGCAUGAGCUUCGACCUCUUCGUCCAGGCCUGCAUCAGCCUCAAGCGCAUGACCGACGUCUUCAAGAAGUACGACGAAGACCGCGACGGGUUUAUCACGUUGAGUUUUGAGGACUUUUUGAUCGAGAUUCUCCGCCAAAUCAACAACUGAUGAUUCGAGGCUGCUAAGCGGUUUGCAUGACCUUUGCUCUUUUCUCAUUGGCUGAACUGGGUGGACAUGUUUUUUUCUUUUUUCUCUAUCUGUGACGACGAUAAUGGCAUUUUUUGGUUGGAUUUAAACUGCA